CCCAACAUUAAAAACCAAAACAAUGCCUUCUUCUCCUUUGAUUCAUGUCUCAAAAUCAACCAUUUUCCCAGACCGAAAAUCAAAUUUAGGAGACCUCAAACUCUCUGUUUCAGAUCUCCCAAUGUUGUCUUGCCAUUACAUUCAAAAAGGUUGUCUCUUCCCUCGCCCUUCAAUUCCCAUCCACUUACUCCUUUCCCUUCUCAAACAAUCCCUCUCCAAAACGCUGUCGUUUUUCCCUCCCCUCGCCGGUCGUCUUUACACCGACCUCAACGGUUCCAUCUACAUAGCUUGCAACGAUGCUGGCGUUGAGUUCCAUCACUCCACAUGCGCCACCUCGUUCAUUCGUGAUGUCAUUGCUCCUGUUUAUGUCCCCGAGCUGGUUAACGAGUUUUUCUCCUUCGACAAAACCGUUAGUUAUCAGGGGCAUUUUAAACCAAUCAUGGCCAUCCAGUUUACUGAGCUCCCCGACGGAGUCUUCAUCGGAUGUUCCAUUAACCAUGCGGUGACCGACGGCACGUCCUUUUGGAAUUUCUUCAACACUUACGCUGAUAUUUGCAGAAAAAUUAGUAACAAUGAUCCCAGUAUUGAAAAAAUCUCAAGGCAGCCGGAAUUUUCACGGGACUCGGUUUUGAUUUCAUCGGCGAUUUUAAAAGUUCCGAAAGGUGGACCCAAAGUUACGUUUAACGUCAACGAGCCGUUACGGGAGAGAAUCUUCAGUUUCUGCAGAGAAGCCAUUUUGGAACUCAAAGCUAAAGUUAACAGCAACAACAAAGAUAAGCUUCUUGUUAACGAAGACUUCAACGCCUUUGAAAAAUGCUAUUUCGAUAAGAGCGUAAACUUGAAUGGGAUUUUUGAAAAUUGGUUGUUUAAAUCAUCCAACAUUGCGAAUACGGCGGAGAUUUCGUCAUUCCAAUCACUUUCCGCUCUUCUCUGGCGAGCGGUGACACGUGCGAGGAAGCUUCCGGUUUCCAAAACGACGACGUUCAGGAUGGCGGUGAAUUGUCGUCACCGGCUGAACCCAAAGCUGGAUCCUUUAUAUUUCGGGAACGCGAUUCAAAGCAUUCCAACUUACGCAGUAGCAGGUGACGUGACGUCACGUGACUUGCGUUGGUGCGCCGAGAGAUUAAACGAAAGCGUGGAAGCUCACAAGGACGAAAGGGUGCGUGGUUACUUGAAGGAGUGGGAGAAGGACCCGCGGUGUUUCCCGUUGGGGAACUUUGACGGAGCGUCGAUGACGAUGGGGAGUUCACCGAGGUUUCCAAUGUACGAAAAUGAUUUUGGAUGGGGACGGCCAUUGGCGAUUAGGAGUGGUGGCGCCAAUAAAUUUGAUGGGAAGAUCUCCGCUUUUCCUGGGCGGGAAGGAAUGGGAGGCGUUGAUCUAGAGGUAGUUUUGGCGCCGGAAACAAUGGCAGCUAUUGAGUCCGAUCCCGAGUUCAUGCAAUAUGUAAUGAAUUAAAAUCACGGGGGUUUUUAAUGCUGUAGCUGCGUUUUAACAAAUAUAUCUAUAUUUAAUUUAUACCACAAAGAAUCCAUUUAUAUUAAUAGUAAGUUACAAUUUUUGCAA
Gossypium raimondii (Peruvian cotton) is the source of this 1564-nucleotide messenger RNA. RefSeq lists its product as uncharacterized. NCBI's taxonomy places the organism in Eukaryota, Viridiplantae, Streptophyta, Magnoliopsida, Malvales, Malvaceae. The transcript has a single exon. The record is from RefSeq and is a predicted model, not a curated record. Bases 23 to 1456 code for a protein of 477 amino acids.